AAUGUCUUCCUCCUGGAUAGGUGGUGGGGGUAACAUCCAGAUAUCGAGCAAUGGAGUACAGAAUAUAAAAUCAGAAGGGUACGUCACUAAAAAGUAUCUGGGGUACGGAUGUAUCGACAAAAACACUAUGUUCAACUUCGGGGUAGUUCAGGGGCCUCUACCCAACAUAGGAGACAAAGUAAGCUACGAAGCACAGAGAACAACCGCAGCGCAGUGCUGGAACGCUACUAAAGUUAAAGUAGUGCAGUUUCAACAGAGCGCGGUCAAGAAGCAGGAGCCCUCUAGUGCAGCAGGAGGUAACUACAUGUACCCGCCCCCAUACUCCCAGACUAAUAAGAGCGCAAACCCGCGCUUCUCCAGCUUCCCCUCACAACCAGCGGUGGGAUCACAACCCGCACAAGCACAGCAGAAAGCUCAGAAUCAGUCCCAGCAGGGCGGCUACAAUUCUCAACAGAUUAGGAGUGUUAGCAAGUUCCAGGAAACAGUUAAAGCACCCCGGUUUAGCACUGCAAACCCUCCUCCCAUGGCACAGAUAAUCGCAAAGCCCACUACUAGCUUCCCUCCUACUGGAGGUAAGAGAUCAAGAUUUGACACUGGGCCGGCGGGAGCUACCCAAAACCUAGAUCACAAGGGGCGCGUUAUACCCGUCUUCCAAAUCAAAUCUAAUCCAGAUAACCGAAAUGACCGUAAGGCCAGGCGAUCUCGCAGCCCGCCCCGGAAGAGGUCCUACUCAAGAUCUCGGACCCGGAGUAGGUCCCGGUCCCCGCGCAGGUCACGCUCUCCACGCCGUUCCCGGUCCCCCAGAAGAUCCCGCUCACCACGACGUAAACGAUCGCCCCGCAACAGAUAUACCGUCAAGUUCGCCAAGUUCAGCCUACUCAGACCCUCCAUGGACAUACUGUUCAUGCAGACCCACUACCCGUCCCUGUAUGUGCCCUCCGAUGUGGGCCACGUGUUCAGACACGCUGUUAUACGGAGUGGAGAAACUAUCCCUUAUACAAACAUUAUCCGGUAUAACGUCACCAGCUCAUCUCAGACUCCAGCAGCGACUGCUGGCAGUAAAGCCUACAGAUCAAAAGUACUGUUGAUGCGGAGCGUUAGUAAGACCAAGUUGUACCACACUAUUCUCAACGACAAAAAGGAGCACUUCCUAAAGCUAAUCAGCUUCUGGUGCAACUAUAGCGACAAGGAAAUAACUGCUUUUGGUGGAACAUGGAGUGCAGAGCUAGACGGACCGGAUCCUGAGAAUAAUCCUCAGACUCUUAUCAACACCGCUAUUCGCAAUGUUAAAGCUCAGCUAGGUCUGGAUUUGUCGUACUGUAAGACUUGGUACAAGAUUUGUGAGGUUCAUUACCACCGAGUUAACGACAAGAGGAACACAGAAGAGCAUGUGGAGAAAACAGUUAUGUACCUGCCCAGCAUCUGGGACUGCCAGCCCAGUCAGGAAGACUGGGAUAUAUUAAAAAGGCCGGUCUAUAAGACUCCUCCCCCCUCGGAGGAGAAACAGGAGACAGAAGAAGUAGAAGAUAGUAUAGAUGCAGAGUUCACUCCCGCUGGUCAGAUCGAAAUAGAUUUCGAGGGAGACGACCCUGAGGUGGCAAGCUCUGAAGGAGCGGAGGAAGUUGCCGUUAUUACAGAUGUUACAACAGUAGUUACCACAGAGAAACCUGCUUCUGUUGAGAAACCCCCCUCGAGGGAGGGACAGGGUACUGAGGGGCUUACUGAGGCAGACAUUAAGGCUAUGAAGGUAACGGAGCUGCGUAGUGAGUUAGACAGACGUGGACUAAGUACUAAAGGACUGAAGAUACAGCUGAUAGCCCGACUGCAGAAAGCAAUAAAGGACGAGACAGAGGGUUUAACAGGAUUGUGUUCAGACCCACAACCAGGAGCCGACACUACCACAGCAGCUCAGCACUGGAAACUGCAGCCGGAGGUACAGAAGAAGAUGAAUAUCUUGAUAUCCAGACUGGGUAUUGUGGAGAAGGAUAUUCCUGAACUACCUGAUCUGGCUUCUGUUGUGCUGCACCCUGCUAAAGGUGUAGAAGUCCAGGACUACACACUCUCCUCCCUACUUGACUAUAACAAGUCUGACAAGAAAGAGCGCGUAUUUGAAGUGUCCCUCUUUGCAGAGGUGCUCACGGAGAUGUUCCAGCGACACUUUGCUCUUCUCAUCCUCAGAGCGCUCAUUGAGGCUGACGGCGAGUCCGAGGAGCAGGAGGAGGAGAAGCCAGUAAAACGACAGAGAAACGACACGGAGAGCUCUGACGGGGGAAGGAAGGACUCCGAGUCCGAUAAAACGGAGAGUAGUGCUGAAACUAGACCGGAGAAGUACGUUCACAGGCCUGACCUUUUGCUGGCUUUCCUCUUCUUCGACAGAUAUAGGGCCGGCUAUCUCACGGAGGAUGAUGUGCUGGCUAUAAUACACUCUAUUGGGCUCAACAUCAGUCGCUCUCAAAUAAAGGUAAUACUUGACAAAGUACUGAUGGGAAAGUCCAAGUUAAACUACAGAGGGUUGUGUGAGAAAGUGUCGACUGGCGGACCUAACGUUAUUCAACAGGAAACUGUAAAGUUGAAAGAGAUCGAGGAAGUAUUAUUACUUGGUUCCCAAGCUAGCAACAAUGUUGUUAAGGUAGAUGUAACAGAUGCCCCCCACACUGAACGUGCCGCAUCCGUGGAGCCCGUCCUCGCUAAACCUAGAGAUCAAAACGACGUCGUAGUGGUCGGAGGUAGCUACGUUGUGAGGUCAGAACUACCUGAGCUCCUCUCAAAAGCCAUGAAGAAAGUGACGGGGCUGGAGGGCAAAGUUAGAGACUUGGAGAGACACAAUGAGAAACUUGAGAAACGUAUAGAGGAAUCUAAGAACGUGAAGCACAACUAUGUGGACCUGGAGGAGGAAGUCAAGGUCCGUAAGAACGAACUAGACAUUCUGUCCGAGGAGAAGACUCGGUCAGAGCUGUCCGCCCGGAAGUUCCGCGCUCUGCUGGACACGACCAAGUCUGCUCUGAACGGGCUGGUGAGUCAGAUAACGGGGGGAUUGGAGGAGAAGGCUGAGGAGAAGAGCAAGGGCGGAGUUGUAGUUGGGAGUAAAGGGGGGUGACACGAUACUCCGAGUGUAGGGUGAACUUUGUUAUAUUCACUAGAUGUGUAUAAGUUGAUUACUUUUAAAAUAGUUUAUAUUGCGAGCUGCGAGGGCGGUUGUUUGAUAUCUAGUUCUGUUGUUUGGCUAGGUGUUGCUGGAAUCAGAUAGGCUAUUUAUUUGAUGUGUAGUAAUGGAAACGUGUCUUGUUAUGUAGGUUUGUGUCUGUGUGGAAUUGGAGGAAAUGAAGUAGAAACCGAGAGGAAUUGGUUUCGUUGUAAAAUAGGAAUACUGUAUUUUGCGAAGCGGGUUCUCUUAAGAGCAAAGAAAGUUAAUUAAUGGCUAGUUUUUAAUGAUAACUUUAUAUUCGAUUCUAGAUUUCAAAUGUUAUUAUGUUAUAGGAUUGAAAGAUAUAUAGGACCCGGUACAUAAAAUAUGGCAGUUAAUUUUUAGUUCUAAUAAAAUAAUAAUAAAGCAAUU
Messenger RNA from Bolinopsis microptera, 3556 nucleotides. RefSeq names its product cell division cycle and apoptosis regulator protein 1-like. The transcript is spliced from 21 exons. The coding region runs from base 2 to 3097 and encodes 1031 amino acids. Gene Ontology annotation, cellular component: nucleus. The record is from RefSeq and is a predicted model, not a curated record. Lineage: Eukaryota; Metazoa; Ctenophora; Tentaculata; Lobata; Bolinopsidae. Gene Ontology annotation, biological process: regulation of DNA-templated transcription.